GCCAACCAAACCAACAAACAGUCACGGUAUCCGAGAUGAUACGCAAACAAAUUGAAACCUUAUUGUCUUUGUCUAAAGUUUAAAGUCCGCGCACGAGUUUGAGGAAUGGAUUCCGCUUCAUAUAGAAGGUGAUAUUCCUAUGCGUUGGAAAUGGAGCGGUGCGAUUGGCGGUUGGUAUCCAAUGGGUGUGUGGGCGUGUAGGGUGCGCGUGCGCAGGCGAGCGCGACGUGGACUCAGUCGCAAGGCACGCACCGCGGGUGUUGGACGCAUGGUGGUGGAUCGUGAGUGUGUGUGUGGUGACAUGAUGCUGGGCGGCAUGGACAGUAAAGAAUACGGCGCCCUGCACGCAGCAGCCGCCGCUGCAGGAUAUGCUAUGGAUGCCGAUCCAAAUGCAACCGCGAUGGGCAACACAGGAAUGGGGUCUGCUGGGGGCCAGCAGUACGGUGAGGUGAACCAGCUGGGCGGCGUUUUUGUUAACGGACGACCCUUACCUAACGCAGUUCGCCUUAGGAUUGUAGAACUUGCUCAGUUAGGGAUCAGGCCGUGUGAUAUAAGCCGACAGUUGCGAGUUUCUCACGGAUGUGUGUCAAAGAUCCUAGCUCGGUACCACGAGACUGGCUCCAUCUUGCCUGGGGCUAUUGGAGGCUCCAAACCUCGAGUUACGACGCCUAAGGUGGUAUCCUACAUUAAGCAGUUAAAAGCCAAAGAUCCAGGAAUAUUCGCUUGGGAGAUUAGGGACAGAUUACUUGCGGAUGGAGUGUGUGAUAAAUACAACGUGCCUUCCGUCUCCAGUAUUAGCCGGAUCUUAAGAAACAAGCUUGGGGGUGCCCUAUACCCCGUUCCACCUCUCUAUCCCGUGCCCCCGCAAAGAUGCUGGCCUUUGCAUCAGCCUUACGACUAUUAUAUGUACCUACAAGGUCGUCAACACGCGACAGGAGCGCCGCAUGGCCUACCCCAUCCCCACCAGCCGACAGGGCCGCAGGCGCAUGCCCACGCCAUAUGACCACCAAUCUCUCCGUUCUUGUCUACCACAAACCUCAUUGCAGGGCCAGCAGCUACAACAGUCAUGACGCCGUCUCACAUGACCGAAACGAAUAUGGCGGUGAAUACAUCAGUGACAGCAAACAGCAUUCCAGCAUCUAACAUGCCUAAUUUACCAACGAGAAUGUCAUUCUGCAGAUUUGCCCACAACAAGGAUGUGAGAUGACGUCAAAUUUUAAAUGAAUUAAUACAAUGAAUAUACCAAAGGUACAACAGCAAUAUAACGAGCAUAUUCUUCUAUUUGGAUUGACAUCCUACACCAUCGAUGUCAUUCGAGAUUUGUAGUCGUGAACGGAGAAAAUGACACAAGGUAGAGAUAUAUUUUAGUCGUUUGUUCAUUUUGACCAAGUAUUAAUUAAUUGUAAAUAAUCUAAUAAUAAUUUUAUCAGUUUCGCGUGUACCUAUUAUAAAUAAUUUGAUAAGUUAGGAUAUAAGUAGAUAAUACAAAGUUAAAUUAUAUUCUAAAAAAACGGCAAUUAUUUUUAGAUGUGAAUGUAAAAGUUAAAAUGUAUUUUAAAUAUUAAACAUGUAUAUUCGAGUUCAAAAUAAUAAUCCGGUAUGUAUGUAUGUUAAUAUUUUACCUCAGAAAGGUGCGAAAUGUAAAUAUGUACCUAUUUAUUACUAAGUUUUAAUCAACGGCCUUAAAAAACGGUUAUUUUUUUUAUUUUUUUAUGUAAUAGCAGGCACACGGGCAAGAGGCUCACCUGAUGUGAAGCGAUACCGCCGCCCAUGGACACUCACAUUGCCAGAAGGCUCGCAAGUGCGUUGCCGGCCUUUCAAGAAUUGGUACGCUCAUUUCUUGAAGGACCCUAAGUCGAAUUGGUUCGGAAAUGGUCAAUCUACUUAAAUACUGAAAUGUUACUUAACAAAUAUAUUUAAGUAAUGAUAAGUUAAUAUCGAUUUGUGCUGUAUUUAACUUUAUAAUUUACUAGAAGAAAUUCCUAAAUCAUGUAAAUAGCUGUCAAAGGGUCAACGAAUCUGAAGAUAAAUAAAAUUAUUUUUAAGUUUCUUCAUUUUACACAAACAUAUUUUUUGUUACCUAUGGUUUUAGGCUAGGAAAUAUUCGCUGAAAAGAGAAGUUUGUAUUUGUUUUAAUUUAUUACACACACCAUGAAUGUUAUAACAGAUCUUCUUGAGAGAAACGUUUAAACAUUUAUUACAUAAGUUCUAGGUAAGUAUUAUGUGUCAUAUAAAGUAAGUUCUAUUAAUUAUUAUAAAGUUGUACUUAUAUUUCGAGAAUAAAAGUAUUUGAGAAACAAA
Pieris brassicae (large cabbage white) is the source of this 2301-nucleotide messenger RNA. It is a transcript of the gene Poxm, whose product is annotated as paired box protein Pax-1. Gene Ontology annotation, molecular function: DNA-binding transcription factor activity, RNA polymerase II-specific; RNA polymerase II cis-regulatory region sequence-specific DNA binding. Lineage: Eukaryota; Metazoa; Arthropoda; Insecta; Lepidoptera; Pieridae. The coding region runs from base 140 to 1003 and encodes 287 amino acids. Gene Ontology annotation, biological process: anatomical structure development; regulation of transcription by RNA polymerase II. The transcript has 5 exons. The record is from RefSeq and is a predicted model, not a curated record.